AUGUCUGGCUUUCAAAAUACAAACGACUAUUCUUGGCAACCUCCUGAAAAUAGUCAAAAUUAUUCUUUCAAUAAUUCAAAUUCUUUUGGUGAUGCAUCUCAGAAUCUAGAUUUUCAGACAUUUGCUCCAGAACAUCAAAACUUUUCUUAUGAUCAGGGCCAGAAUAAUCCACCUAAUAAUAAUCAAUAUUACAACCCAAGCUUAUUUUCGCCUGCCCCAAUACCAGGAGAAGCUGUUACAGCAACUUCAGAAUUUGAUGAGCCACCACUGCUUGAUGAGUUGGAAAUAUAUCCAGACAGAAUCCUUGAAAAAACACUGGCUGUUCUAAAUCCAUUUCAUGGACAAUCUAAGGCAGAUGAUGCAAACUUUCUGUUGCGAGAUACAGAUAUAGCGGGACCAAUUGCAUUCUGCUUAGCGCUGGCAGUCUGUCUAUUCCUUGCUGGUAAUAAGGCACAUUUUGGUUAUGUAUAUGGAUUGUCAAUGAUGUCUGUAAUAUUAAUGUACUUUUUGUUGUCCCUUAUGAGUCGCUCUGAAGGAGUGUUUACUAUUUUAUGCGUUGCCAGUGUUCUAGGAUACUGUAUGUUACCAAUGGUUGCUUUGGCAGGGCUAGGAAUUUUCAUUUCCCUAGAGGGAGGAAUAGGUUUAUCAUUAUCAGCGAUAGCUGUUAUAUGGUCAGCAUUAUCAGCAAGCAGAUUGUUUGUUACUAUGUCAGGAGAUUCAGAACAAAGACCUCUAAUUGCAUAUCCUUGUGCAUUAGUAAAUGGAGUGUUUGCUUUACUAGUUUUGUUUUAA
Messenger RNA from Pieris macdunnoughi, 792 nucleotides. Lineage: Eukaryota; Metazoa; Arthropoda; Insecta; Lepidoptera; Pieridae. The record is from the annotation of a GenBank genome assembly.